AUGAAGCAUAUCCUAAUGCUUGCUUUAAUGCUAUAAAAUCUAAAUAUUUUUUCCCAAUCCCUACCUCAUGAUUCUCCUUCUGAAUAUGGAGAUACUUAGUUACUUACAAUAAUUGAUACACCAAAUGAUUAAAACAUUAAAUUUGAAAACCAAGAAUCAAAAGCCAGAAUUACAUAAGAGAAUCUCUCAAUGUACGUUUACCCAGAUGGGGAAAGCAGUACAGACAAAAUUAUUGCUGAUGUACUACUUGGGGCCCCAAUCAGUCCCAAAAAUUUAAUUGUAAAAGUUGUUGGCCAUUAAGAGCCCAAUCCUAUAAAAUCUGUUUUGAUGGAAGGAUUGUCAAAACUUCUAAAGCAACCAGAUUUCAAAUAUAUUGCAUCUAUUCACACUUCGAAUAAUAUCGUAUUAAAAAAUGACGAUGCUAACAUAAUAUUUGGAAACUUAAAGAAAUGUUAAGAUAUACAUAAAUAAUCAGGCAUCCAUUGGUCUAGUGUCUAAAUUGAUGCAGAGCCAGUAUUUGAUUCAAGCUCCGGUCUUAACAACGUUGAUUUUCUGAUCUAUCUUGGAAACCUAAUUAAUAAUUAAUUACGCCUCCCCUUCACUAUAUAUUUCAGCCCUGCUAAGUUUGGCAAUAAGUAGAAUGGAAUUUAUGUGAAAGACAAUGCUUCAUUCAAUAGAGUAAUGAAAUUUAUCAAAGCCUUCUCUGGAAAUCAGAUUUGGCUACCAUCUUAUUCUUAUGCAGAUGACCCAGUGAAAAUUGAUGACAUCGAAGAUAGCGUAAAAAUAUUGAAAUCUGCAAAUGCAAGCUAUCAACUUAUUUUGGAUACUAAAGAUCCUCCUAAACUUAAAAAUAGAAUACAAGAUAUCAAAACAAAAGGACUGAAUUCAGCUGAAGGUUUGAGUAUUUUUUCUGUAAGUAAAAAUGGCAAUGAGAACCUCAAUUAAUCCCUUAGCUAUAUCGCUCAAAUUGAUGAUUGA
Stylonychia lemnae is the source of this 978-nucleotide messenger RNA. The record is from the annotation of a GenBank genome assembly. NCBI's taxonomy places the organism in Eukaryota, Ciliophora, Spirotrichea, Sporadotrichida, Oxytrichidae.